This is a messenger RNA of Prunus avium (sweet cherry), 2076 nucleotides long. The record is from RefSeq and is a predicted model, not a curated record. Lineage: Eukaryota; Viridiplantae; Streptophyta; Magnoliopsida; Rosales; Rosaceae.
AUUGGGCCUAACAGUACGCAUUCCUAUUAUUAAUGCCACACAUGGGUUUCUUUCUUUUCUCUUUUCCUUUUCCCCAAACAAACUAUUUUUCUAUCUUUUCUCUUCUCUCUCACAGUCACACCCACUCUCCCAGGUGUCUUUCUUCUGCUAUGUGACUUUGAGCUACUGCAGAUUUCGGUUUGCUCAGCACAGCAAGCAAGACCAAAAAUGGAGAAACUUCUCGCAGGAAAGUGCUCUCAAGAACUCUGGUUUGGUAUACUCAUCUCCUUUGCUAUGUGCUUUGUUUUUCUCUGCUUUGAUUAUUCAACUUUCUGGGCCGUCAACAAUGAGGCCAAUCUUUUGGUCACCAAAAAAGUUGAUCCAAUUGGCAUUUUGAAUUUUAACCAAACCAGAGACUCAUGCUCUGAUCGUUACAUUUACAUCCAUGAGGGUCUUCCUAGCAGAUUCAACUAUGAUUUCCUCGACAACUGUGAGUCUCUGAGUGCAGGAACCAGUAUCAGCAACAUCCCAAGUAUGUGUCCUCACCUUGUGAAUUUAGGUCUUGGCCCUGAAAUUAACGGCUCUGAAGGGGUUUUGUCAAACAAGAGCUGGUUCAAAACAAAUCCCUACUUGUUAGAAGUCAUAUUCCACAACAGGAUGAAGAACUAUGAGUGUUUGACAAAAAAUUUCACUCUGGCUUCAGCCAUUUAUGUGCCAUUUUAUCCCAGCAUGGAUGUUGGUGUCCAUCUGUGGGAUUCGAACCUCACUAUCAGAGACUCUUCGGCGAAACAUUUCGCGAAGUGGCUUUCGGGGCAACCCGAAUGGUCGAAAAUGUGGGGGAGAGACCAUUUCUUUGCUUCUGGGAGGAUUGCUUGGGAUUUCAGGAGGGAAAGAGACAAUAGCUCUGCUUGGGGUAGUAAACUCAGGUUCUUGCCUGAGUCCAAGAACAUGACUAUGUUGACAUUGGAAGGAAGCAGGUGGAAAAACGACAUUGCAAUUCCAUACCCCACAAACUUUCAUCCGGCAAAGGACAGUGAGGUUGUUCAAUGGCAGAACAGAGUUAUAGAGCAAGAAAGGCCUUAUUUGUUCACUUUUGCUGGAGCACCAAGGCCUAACCAGAACGGUUCUAUCCGGGGCAAACUUAUUGAUCAUUGCCAAGCUUCAACUAAGUGCAAGUUUCUACAUUGCACUGAAAAAAAAUGUGGCAAUCCCGUUACUGUUAUGAGGGUGUUUCAGAGCUCAGUUUAUUGCUUGCAGCCUGAAGGGGAUUCAUACACUCGGAGGUCAGCUUUCGACGCUUUUCUGGCUGGUUGUAUUCCAGUUUUCUUUCAUCCAGCUACUGCCUAUACUCAAUAUUUAUGGUAUUUACCAAAAGAUCAUACCAAGUAUUCGGUGUUUAUUCCGGUGAGGGAUGUAAAAGAUUUGAAAGAAGGCCAAAUUGAGAAUGUGUUGCUUGGAAUUUCAAAGGAUCAAGAGGUGGCUAUGAGAGAGGAGGUUAUAAGGUUAAUACCAAAGCUGGUAUAUGCAGAUCCUAGGUCAAGAUUAGAGACUCAAGAUGCAUUUGAUAUAGCUGUGCAAGGAAUUCUUGAGAGAAUAGAGAAUGUGAGAAAGGUGAUUAGAGAGGGGAGAGAUCCUAGCAUUGGUUUUGCAGAUGAGGAUAAUGGUAAGUUCAAAUUUCCUGUGACAAUAGACUCAUAGACUUGGUUGAGUGCAAUGGAUAGUUUAUAUACACAGAGCAAGUAUAGAUGGAAGAAGAAGAGGAGAGAUAUAGAACUCAAACCAAAAAUUUGCAGUUUGGUUUAGAAGCUAUGCAACACAAUGGAAGUUCCAACGGAUCGCAAAAUUGUUGCUCUCCCUCGCUUGCUUGUACUGUGAUCAAUAUAGUCGUAGUGUUUGGAUGGAGGAAGCUCUUCCUUGGCCUGAGCCUUGUAGAAAAUAUAUAUAUUUCAAAUUCUCUUGCUUAAGCCUCGUGUUCAUAUGUAUUUGAGUUGCACCUCUGCUUGAAAUUUCUGGUGAUUGCAGAGAGAGUAGAAUUCUAUGUUAAAUUAAUCUAUAAAGAAUAAAUGCUUCUAUGUAAAGACAGAGUAGAAUUUUUUG